AUGACGCUAUAUGCACCUCUAAACUCAGAUCUGUGCCAGAUCCGGCGUCUGAUCCUUCAACCUGCUGCCAAGUUCGAUGAUCCUCUCUACAGUCAACUCAGUGUCGUUUCUUUGGAGUCAAGCCCAGAUUUUGAAGCUCUUUCAUAUGUAUGGGGCUUAACCACACCAACCAAAACCAUCAACCUAGGUGAUCGCCUGGUUGCUAUUGGCCCAAAUCUCGACAAUGCUUUGCGCAACCUCCGUCUUCCUGCCGCACCUCGUAUUCUCUGGGUUGACGCUUUAUGUAUCAAUCAGGAUGAUCUUGAUGAACGUGCAUCACAGGUUGCACUUAUGAGACGAGUAUAUUCUGAGGCAAACACUGUGUUGAUAUGGCUCGGACCGGAGGCAGAGGGCAGCGAACAAGCAAUGCGGAGUGUUGAAAGAUUUGACAAGGCAUAUUGGCAAACGUAUGAUUUUCAAGCCCAAUUUAUGGAGAUCUUGUUUCGACCCUGGUUUACACGCAUUUGGACGGUGCAGGAGUUCGUCAUGGCAAAGCAUAGCAUCGUGGAUGGAAGAAUGAAAAAUCCUGUAUUCGGAUGCGGCAAUGUUUGGGUCGAAUGGUUGCCAUUCAUUACAGCAUGGGCGCAUUUCUCAGACGAUGGGAAUAUCAUGGAAGAUAAAUACAAAAGAGCAUAUCGCGAUGCGGUGGUAGAGACUUUUCGACCUGAAUGGAUUCGGACUGCUAAUACAAGACCAGUGGGAACAGAACAGACCACUCUAGAAGGCGUUAUUACAGGGCUGAGGAGUGCUUUUGGAGAAAACUUCAUGCAGGACUUACCUUACUAUACUGUACUAGAGAUAGCUGAAGAUAUCCAUCUCAAUCCAGUGGUAUGGAGAGCCAGACACACGGUCAUGAGACAUGUUCAAUACGAUUCUGUCGAAGCGAAAGCAUUUUGGAGAAGAAUGGAGCUCAUGAAACGCGUUCCAAUCACCUAUCACGGAUUUCUUAUGCACUCUCGUGGCACUAUCCACAUACGAAAAGAGCCUCUAAGCCUUGAAACUGUCUUGAAAUGUACAAUGAACUUGCGCUCUACCGAUCCACGCGACAAAUUAUAUGGUAUCCUCGGCUUGCUCAGCGAGGAAGCCAGAGCCGCAAUUCACAUUGACUACCACAAGCAGCCAGAAUGGACAUUUGUACCGACGAUGAUUUACAUCAUACAGCACGAGCCAAAGGGCCUAGCACUGCUUGGUCUUCUUUGGCGAACACGACAUUUCAAAACCCCCCUUCCCUCAUGGGUCCCAGACUUCACCAUCUCGGCCGAUUUUAACGACGAACAUAAUCCAGUUUUUUUGCGUGGGGGUUGUGCAAACCACGAUUGGAAAUGGCCUGAAGGUGUCAGAGCUACCGUUUCCCCGGACAGAACUACGCUCUGCGCCUACAUGGCCAGUUUUGGUCGCGUCACUCAUAUCGUUUCUUUCAUCGAUGGCGAUCGUGAUUACUACGUCUCGCGAUUCAAGGAGAUCGAAGCCCUUCUUGCUGUCCAAGCACCUAGAAGGGAGCCUCUUUGGCACACACUUAUUGGUAUCCGCAAUACCGAUCAUGAGUUGAUAGUAACUUACCCCAGAACCUUUGAAGUAUUGAUGGGGCGUGUUCCGGAGCAAGAUGGUGAGGCACAGAAGAUGUUUCAAGAUGCAAUUUUGCCGAUUGUUAGGAAGCGCAAGUUCUUUGUCACAGAUAAAGGAUUUGCAGGUGUUGCUACGCCGAUGAUUCGGGAUGGCGAUACGAUUGCCAUUAUAGCGGGAAUGGGUAGGGCGGCAGUACUUAGAGAUACUGAUUUCAAGGAUUUAGAAACUGAGGGGAGGUCAGAUGAAGGGAAGAAAUCUAAGCGGAUCACGGGGUUUGCAUAUGUGGGAUGUCAUGACAGAGAUGGAUUUGAGUCUCUAGCUAAGGAGGGCAUGAGAGAUCUGGGAAGACAUACUUGCAUUGCAAGAGAUCUAGAGCAGUGUUAUAUCAUCUAA
Messenger RNA from Botrytis byssoidea, 1998 nucleotides. RefSeq lists its product as uncharacterized. The record is from RefSeq and is a predicted model, not a curated record. The transcript has 2 exons. NCBI's taxonomy places the organism in Eukaryota, Fungi, Ascomycota, Leotiomycetes, Helotiales, Sclerotiniaceae. Bases 1 to 1998 code for a protein of 665 amino acids.